UUCUCCACCAAAGCUUCGAGGUGUCCCCGCAGCGGAUUCAUCCUAUGAGAUAUACAUUCAUCCAUUCGCAGAGCAAGCCCAUCUUCGUCUCGGCAUCGUCUCCAGAGCGUCGGCGAGCGCCACUGCUUCAAUGUCGAAGGCAAUCACGCCCCAAUUCCGAGUUGCAAUUCCGAAAGCUCUUCCGUCGUUGUGGCAUCGAAGAAUUUUCUGUCAUGGGUGCUGUCUCAGCGCCACUGCGCUCCUCCCUGUUGCCCUCCCCUCUGCUUCCCCUGAGGGCCAAAUCCUCUCUUCACCCGAACCUUAUCCACCACCACUUGGCGUUACGCUUCAGCAGGGUGUCGCUGGCCAUCAAUUGCGUGACCCAGCGGGAAAAUGGCUCCAGAGAUGGUAAGACGCCUGCGCCUGCGAGAAUUUCAAGACCCAUUUUGGAUAUCAACGAGAAAGGGGAGAUUUAUAUCAAAGAUGUAGGUGGAGUGCCGGCCGCUGGAGAGGUAGAUUCGAAGCGAAAGGCCAAGACGGAGCCAGCGUCGAGGAUUAGUGUGGGCGUGAAGAAAAGCGGCGCGGUGCCCAAGUACUCCAAAGCGGCGCGUAGGUUUUAUAACGAGACUUACCGGGCUGAGUGCGAGAGGUUGAGUAAGGUGUUGGCGGCUGCCGGAGUUGCAUCCCGGCGGGGUAGUGAAGACAUUAUUUUCGCUGGCCGAGUGAAGGUGAAUGGCAAAGUUUGCACGGUACCGCAGACCCCUGUCAAUCCUCUGAAGGAUACCAUUUUUCUGGACGGCCGGUCCCUGCCAAAGAAGCCACCUCCGAAAUUUUAUUUUGCUCUUAACAAGCCGAAAGGGUACAUAUGCUCAAGUGCAAAGGAUGCUCCUAAACCAGCUUUGUCGCUCUUGGAGGAUUACUGGAAAAUUUGGGAUAAGAAAAAUCCUGGGGUUUCAAGGCCACGACUUUUUACGGUUGGAAGACUUGAUGUUGCCACAUCUGGUCUACUGCUGAUUACAAAUGAUGGUGACUUUGCACAAAGGGUAUCACAUCCAUCAUCAGGGCUGACCAAAGAGUAUAUUGCUACAGUAACCGAGAGGGUCACUAAGCGACAGUUGCAGCUCAUAGCAGGUGGUACUAAGGUGCAGGAUGUUCAUUGUGUACCCACUGAGGUUGAACUAUUGCCUCCUGAACCUGGGGACGCACGAAACAGGAUUCGCAUCGUGGUUUGUGAAGGACGAAAUCGAGAAGUGCGAGAGCUCGUUGCAAAUGCGGGUUUGGAGGUCUUGGCGUUGAAGAGGGUCCGAAUUGGAGGUCUCUCACUUUCUAGAAAGCUUUCGCCCGGCAAGUUUGAAGUCCUCACAGAAACGCAGGUCAACACCGUUUUGAACUUGCAGUAGCAGGAGUAUAAUUGGGGGUGUAGGUUAAUUUGAGACUUGGUAACUUCUGCAGUUAAUCGCAUAUACAGACUGUGAGAGCAGAUAUCUGUAACCUCCACGGGCACCUGCUCUCCUGUAAUUCUCAAUCUCGCCAAGAGAAUCGGGAAAGGUUUUUACCCUUGACAGGUACUACAAUUCAAAGUGGGAUUUUAGCACUUGAUGGUAAAUAUCCUUCAGAGGUUAGGCUGCCAAAAGGAGGAGUUCUUGCUGAAGCGUUCACCUGGAGUUGGUGGAGGAACUCGGCAUUACAGAUGAAGUAGAAGAGAAAGGCACGAAUUUGAGAAAGUGCAGCUCGAAGCUCAGUAUAUUCUAUGGUGCAAUGGAAAACACCUGAUUUUUGUGCCUGGGAACGAUCAGUGAAUCUGCCCUGUCAAACUCUAUUUGAAAAUGUAGGCUGAAAUUUGAGGUAACAGAUGUAGGGCGCCUGGGCUGAGCUUGAGGCCGCGUUGUAGAGGUGGAGGCUUGUAGCAAUAAGUUUCUGUCUCUUUAUUAGGUCCAGUCCCUGGGCCAAAUUUUACCCGUUUCUGCCCAUCUUGGAUUUAUUCUCGCCCUUGUCAGCCAAGGCGUGUAAGUCUUACGAAUCUCCUAGAAAGGUCCAAGAUGGCCAACUCUGGGGCUUUUAUCCCAAUUGCAGACAUGUAGGAAUACUAUUGGGUAUUAGAGCACAAUUAAGGAAGCGUUCACGAGUA
This is a messenger RNA of Physcomitrium patens, 2107 nucleotides long. RefSeq names its product putative ribosomal large subunit pseudouridine synthase SVR1, chloroplastic. Gene Ontology annotation, molecular function: RNA binding; pseudouridine synthase activity. Gene Ontology annotation, biological process: pseudouridine synthesis. The record is from RefSeq and is a predicted model, not a curated record. NCBI's taxonomy places the organism in Eukaryota, Viridiplantae, Streptophyta, Bryopsida, Funariales, Funariaceae.